Messenger RNA from Schizophyllum commune H4-8, 1642 nucleotides. RefSeq lists its product as uncharacterized. The transcript has 6 exons. Lineage: Eukaryota; Fungi; Basidiomycota; Agaricomycetes; Agaricales; Schizophyllaceae. The record is from RefSeq and is a predicted model, not a curated record. The coding region runs from base 395 to 1642 and encodes 415 amino acids.
AUCUAUACUGGCUGGAUCCGAUACUGGGCUCAUUUUGCUCGAGCGUAUCCAUAGAUGGCUCCAUGGCAGAUUCCGCUUCGUCACAUAUUUUGUUGAAUGCCUCAUCCACAACCUCUAUCAGUCUCCUCACAGGUUACUGAAUCAAUUCAUCGCUAAUUCGACCGGCUAUCUACCCUCUGAUGCUGAGAGCUUUGUCGCGAGCGAGAGGCCAUCGGGCGCGCUCCUCGCCACCGGUUUUCCGAUCAGCAGCAUCCAGUUCGAUGACUUACGCCAGUCUGACCCGUCAAAUUAUCAGCUAAUCGCCACCACCGUGCGGAGCAUCAUUUUUCAUACGUUGAUCCGCUCCUCGACACCACUAGUUGUCGGAAAGGAACAUGCCCCGAAACUCGUCGCGAUGGGUCUUGCUCGCUACAAAGACAAGAAAGGCAUACAGUCGUUCACUCUGGAACCCGAAUCCGCAAUCCAGGAACCUAGCGACCACCUUACUGGCCCUACUUUAUCAUCUGCUGGAGCCAAGAAGAAACAUACUUCGUCUUCUGCUAAACCCAAGAACAACAAUGAUGCAUCGGACGACGUGCCGACAAUCGACGAGCCUCUCAUUCUUCUUCAUCUGGCGUCUUAUUACAACAGUCAAGAGGAUCUCCGCAUGUACAAAUUCUUCGGCGAAAGGAUACGCGAGACGUGGGUGAAACACAAUGGCUGGGAGAACUACGUCGCGAUAUGCAUGCUCAGGUUCUUCGCAGAAGAACGGCCACUCACCGAGCUUUUCGCAUUCGAGCAGCGGCGCACGGCGCGCGGCCGCCGGAUGAGGGAGACUCGCUUUAGCGGUAGGAGAGGCAAGAUCGUCGGUGUAGUGCCCCACAGCAGCCGCUCGUUCGUGGGAGUAGGUUGCCUGUCCGAGAACUUGGGUUUUUCUUGCGGCAACGGCAACCAACGUCCGCAGCCCAAUCUUGGGUACAGCAGCAGAACGGUUCAGGCUACGAGGAGAUGGGUCAAGACUGGCCAGGCCGGUGGUCUCCUCUUUCCCGACAACUCCAUGGGCCCCGACAUCCUCUUCUUGCUCCAGCUCGACAACGCUGAGCUGGUCUGGGUUGCAGUCCAGUGCAAGUACAAUACUCCUACGGCUCAGACCUUCGCACCAGCCACACAGGUCAAGAAGAGCUGCAUACGCUCAACGACACCCGAUUUUUAUUAUAUGCCCGACUCGGAGAUCAGGAUGGCGCAGGAUCACAUCGAGGCGAAUGAGAAUGAGCUUGUUGAUGCACUUCGCUCCGUCAAGCAACCAAGCGACAUUACCGGAGAGGUCGCAUCGCACACCGCAGAGACUCCCAUCCUCACACUUACAACGGCUAAGAACGGUGCGAUGUCAGAUAACAACACGGAAGCCGUCCAAGCUGACGUCGAUGGCGAGUCUGAACUCACUGCGCUGAGCGACUCCGACACCGAAUCCGACCCCGAAGACUACGUAUCGGAAGGCCUAUACGGGUAUCUGUUGGCGCCUCCUUCCACACCACGCAAGGACCAGGCGCAUCUGAGCGUCUCGUCUGGCAAGAGGCGUAUCGGCGAGACUUCCGCGACCGUCCAUGCGCCAGAGGAUGCGGAGAGGAGGAACAAGAAGUCCAGGGGGAAAUCGCGUCGAUGA